UUUUGUUGCUGCCCGUUAUUGCCCGUUUCUGUUAGCAGUUUUCCGGCCAACAAGUUGCGCAUGCGCCAGUGUUGGCCCAAAGGCAGGCAAAGCAUUUGCAGCCAGUUGCUGGCUCUGAUGCUGGCUCUCGACUUGACUUGGCUCGGGGUUGCCCAAUGUGCGAGUACUUGUUCAAGCCAUUCGCAUUUUAAUCUUUCUAAACUAUUGGGCAAUAGUUUUGGUUCAUCGGGGGGCCCAGGCCAAUAUGCGAUUAUCUGCAGCAGUUGCAAAUGGGAAACUGAAAUACAAAAAUUGCAGCAAUUUGAAGAAGCUAAACGUGGCUUUGCGGUCAUUAAUAGUGACAUUUGUUGUUGUUGUUGUUGUUGCUGCUUUGUUGCUUUAAUUGACUGGGAAAUUGGGCAAAUGAAAAACGCGCGUAAUUGAAGAAGCAGCCUCGAGUCGACAGCGACUCGAGUGACAACUUUCAAAUGGAAAUGAAUUAUUGGCAGCACUUUCAUUUUAUGGUACAUUUGCAAUUCGAUUUCCUUUCCCAAAAACCAUUCACAGAAGCCGCACCAAUCGCAUCCGAAUCAAACAACAUCAGCAUCAGCAUCCAGCAUCAACUCUGUGAGCCCUGCUUCAAUUGGAUUUGGAUCCCUUUGGCUGCCGAUUCCUUGUGAUCGCACUGACAUUAGCAAAUGGCACAAGAGCCGCGGCGACGUCUGCUCUGAGAGACGAUUGCAAUUACCCCAGCCACAGAGUCGGCAAUUGCUUAUGUAAUUUUCGCUGACUGCAAUUGACAUUUGGAGCUGAACAAAAGGUGAAUCGCGCCAGCUGCCACAGCAUGGACGGACACAAGCCACUUCAAGAUGCCGCGGGCAGGGCUAAUGAGGCAGCAGCAGCAGCAUCAGCAGCAGGCAGUGUCAAUGGGUCGGCAGCUCUGCGUCGCCAGCCGACGAAAUAUCCACAUGGUCUGAACAUAACGGUGCAGACAGUCGAUGACGAGAAGGCCGAUGACUACUCGCGAGCCUCCACACUAAGAAGCAGCAGCAGCAGCAGCGACAUCGAAUCCUGCUGGACCGACACCCAGAAAUAUCGCAUUGGCAUGGUUGGCAGUCCCGAGACGCUGGCCGAGCUCCAGGUGCGUCGCUACAAAUACCCGUUGACGGCGAACUAUUAUCUGAACCGCGCUGGACCCGGCGCUGGCCAGCAGCAGGAGAAGCCCACGCCACUGAUGCUGCUGGGCUAUGCGAAGCGCGCCUGCCGCUGGAAAUAUCUGCGCUGGCCCAUCAUCUUCGUGGCCAGCGUGCUGCUCUUCUUCGGACUGAUCACCUACUGCCUCUGGCUGCACGACGUCAGCGUGGCUCGCGCACGUUUCCUACAGCGUCGCUACGAGAUGGCCUCGUCCAGCUCAACCACCGAAUGGGACGGCCUGCUCGACGACGAAAACAUGGAGGUGCUAACAACGACUACGGAGAAUGUAAAUACCAUGCAAGAGUCGACGCGGCUCAGAGCGGUCGAAAUACACAGGGAACACACGACGGCCAUGUCUGUGACGGAGGCGGACACUCCGGACGGCGAUGAUGACUAUGACGAUGUGCUGCUACCGGCUGACAGUAUUCGCUUCACCUCCGGCCACCAGAAUAGCUUCGGAGUGCCCAUCGAACAGGAUAAGCGAAUGCUGCAACUGCUGAAAGAGCUACUGCCGAAGCCGCACUCCACGCCCCCCGCCAAUGUGCAUCUGUUGACACGCGUGUCGCCAACGCUGCCGCCGCCCUCGGGGGUCAGCGGCAGGCCGACUGAGGCGAUGACCACGACACCGUCGAGCAGCAUCGGCAGCGGCUGCAUUUCGACGGCGCUGCCCAUGUGUCGCGGCAUCCUGGACUAUGAUCUGACCUACAACAAUGGCAACGGAGCACCCCGCGACGCUGCCUCCAUGGCGGCCUACGAGCAGCUCAUCGGCGCCAACUGUUCGGCCCGAGCCGUUGAGUUUGUGUGCGCUGCUCUGGAGCCGGAGUGCCGACCCCUGCACAUUGGCCAGCUGCCGCCGUGCCGGCGCAUUUGCAAAGCCAUACUGGAGGCCUGUUCCAUUGCGAUAGCCAACUCGGACCAGCUGAGCGAGCUGUUCGACUGCAGCCAGUACCCGGAUGCGCACGAGACGCACAAGUGCGAGGACCCAACGCGCAGGCGCGACUUUUGCUACAGCAACGAGUUCCAGUGCCACGACGGCAGCUGCAUUCCCCAGCAGUGGCAGUGCGACAAUAUCAAGGACUGCGCGGGCGGCGAGGACGAGGACGAGCAGUGCCUGGUGUGCGAGCACGAGGAGUUCCGAUGUCGUUCCAAUGAGAAGUGCAUAGCUGAGAGCCUGCGCUGCGAUCUCAAUUACGAUUGCUUCGAUGCCAGCGACGAGGAGGACUGCGACGAUUACGGCUCCGGCGAUGCGGCGCCCUUCGAUGAGGCUGAGCUGAAUGCCUUUCCGCGCAUUUUCUCCUACGCCAGUUUCCUCUCGCCCAACGAGACGAACGAAAAGCUCUACACCUACAUCACGGCCACCACGGACGAGGAGGCGGGCACCGAGACCAAGUUCCAGGUGCAUCAGGUGGCAGCGCCUGCCCAGGCAGCGAAUGCCAGCGCCGAGGAAGCAGCGGGCGGACCUAAGGGCUUUGUGAACUUUCGGGACAGCAAGGAGAUCAUGAUGACCAGCGACUCGGAGAACAAGUUCAAGUAUUCCGCGCAGCGCUCCAAUCGCACCAGCAACAAAUUCAGCAUCUCCACGGCCACAGCGCCGACGCGCAGUGCCAGCGCGAUUCCGCCGUCGACGCUGGCGCAGCAGCGCGAACGGGAGCGCAUCACGAUCAGCAGCAGUAGCAGCAGCAGCAGCAGCAGCAGCACGAGCAGCAGCACGUCAACUACAGUGGCCACGCCCACCAGAGUGCCUGGACGCUGUUUGCCGCACGAGCUGCGCUGUGUGAGUGGCAAGUGCAUAACUGUAAAUCAACUGUGCGAUAAGCAAAUAGACUGUCCCGAUGCGGCUGAUGAGAUCAUGUGCGUCUAUCGUGAAAGGCCCAGUGUGCGUGCUGUAUCCACCACAACAACAACAACAACAGCAAAGACAACACCCACAACAAUAACAACAACAGCAGCAUUAACAACAACAACAACGCCAGCAAUGACCACAACGAGACGUUCGGUGCGAACCAGUCCCAAUCGAAGUCGAAAGCCCAAGUCCUAAGCAGUUGAACUAUAGCCGCUGUACAUUAAAUGCAAUUUGAUACAUCUAUUAUUAUUAUUUAUAUAUUACUCUCUUAUCUUUCAAACGCGCGCUCGCUAUAUGUAUGAUAUAUAUAAUAAUUGAUAAUUGGCUAGAUCUUAA
Molecule: messenger RNA, 3352 nt
Organism: Drosophila navojoa
Lineage: Eukaryota; Metazoa; Arthropoda; Insecta; Diptera; Drosophilidae
Cellular component (GO): plasma membrane
Molecular function (GO): protein binding
Source: RefSeq, a predicted model, not a curated record